Messenger RNA from Helicoverpa armigera (cotton bollworm), 2152 nucleotides. RefSeq lists its product as uncharacterized. The transcript is spliced from 5 exons. Lineage: Eukaryota; Metazoa; Arthropoda; Insecta; Lepidoptera; Noctuidae. The record is from RefSeq and is a predicted model, not a curated record. The coding region runs from base 149 to 1291 and encodes 380 amino acids.
UAGACAUACAGUGAUCGUAGCGGGGUCACUACCCGAGGAUGCUGGGCAGUUUGACGCUGCGCCCGCGCACGACGCACGCGCGCGAAUCGAACCCAUUACAAAUUUGAAAAGUGAUUUUUUUUUUAAGUGUGAAGUAAGAGAUUUCAUUAUGAUUCGACAAGCAGUAUGUCUGGUGCUCUGCUUAUUUUCGCUGAGUCAUGUAGACUCAGCAAAACAGCAAGUCCAGCUAUCAGACUCCUACCUACCAGUGGCCAUGCAAGUCAUAGCACACCUCACAGACCAGAUGGCAUUCGAAGUCAAAGACGAAGCCACUUCUAAACCGACUUCGAAACCCACCAACAGACCCACUACUAAACCUACAACAAAGCCUCCCGCUUGGACCACAAAACCGACUUCAAAGCCGACUUCGUGGACGACUUUGAAGCCGACUUCGUGGACGACUUUGAAGCCGACGACUUGGACUACCAGUAGGCCGUCGUGGGCUACUAAGCCGACGACCCAGAAGCCGUAUGUGACCUUCAAGCCUUCUAAUAGCUGGUGGACGACUAAGAGGCCAGACAUGACAACAGCCCACCACAAGCCAGGUCUCUACGCCCCAUUCUCCCCCCCAAAACCUCUAACCAGAUACACCUGGCAUCCUCAACAGCAUCGCUUCGUACUACUCCCAGUGGAAACCCCAGCCCAAUACACUAUUCUUCAACCUCAGGAGACCAGGACCGAAGAGCCUUUACUGUCCUUCCACCAUGAGCAGAUCAAGCCUUUAAUGGAACCAACUCCUGAGUCAGCUCCAUAUUUACCACCUCAUUACGAUGUCAAAAUCUCCAGCCGAUCUGACGGCUACGUGAUCGAUGAGCUAAGUGAGGAGAACUUGCAGUACUUGUCUGAUGAUGUACGGGAGAUGAUCAAGAUGGCGCACGACCCUCAUGAUGAUAAGCUGGUGGAUGUGUGGGCUGAAGUUCGGCAGGGCAGUCAGCCAGUGAAGGCCAAGCUGUCGGCUUCAAACUUGAGGCUGUUGUUGCUAUAUGAUCUUCUCAGCAGGGAUGCGAAGAGACAGCGGCUUUCGGAUUAUAGCGGUUUCUCCCCCGACGUAAUGAAAGCUCUCGUAGAAUCAUCCAGCGGCGGUGCGCGUGGGCAACUCAAAAUGGCGCUAUCCAAGAUGGUGGAACGUCACGACUGUGGGCACGAAUACGCUAACAACAGGGCUAAAGAAAUGGUCGAAGAGUUGGGUAAAGAUGAGUCAGGAUUAUCAGCCGCUUUGAGGUACUUGGAACCACUGGUGUAUAGCUACUAAGUUAACUGUGAAUCUGUCUUUGUUACAUUAAAAAUGCUUAAUAUUUUUGAGUUCUAUACAGGCUGUUAAAAGUAACAGGUGUUCGAUUUUGACAGUUGCGCAGCCAUUUUGGAUUUGCUGUCAUUAUCAAUGUUUUUUUUAUCUGUUUGGCAAAGCCAAUUAUAAGAUAUAGCCUGUUUUAUACAUGGUGUUCAAUUAAUAAAGAUACACUCAAUAAUAUUGUUUAAUGAUGACUAUGGACGUCGUUAACUGAUGUGGUGACGUCUAUGGCCGUCUAAAAACAAUUAAUUAACAAAGACAGACAGACAUACAUACGUCAUUAUGGUUAAAUAAGUUAAUUAGACUAAUGAGCUGAAUCAUGAAACCCUUAAACAGGUAUAAAGGUGCAUUUAUAUUUAAACAAAAUAAAGUACUUAUUUAUCGUAGUUUUAUAUAUUUUUUAAGUGAUAUUUAAGCAGUAAGUAAUGUUCCAUGUACUCAUUUUGAUUAAAAACAGUUAUUUUUGUCCUUUUCGCUUAGAUAAAUAACUUUUUUUAGAUUCAGUUAUCUUAAAGUUUGUUUAUAUUAUUUGAAAGAAAUUGACAACACUCUGAUUUACUUUACAAAACUUUUGUAUUCUUCUUGAUAAUGUUAUUAGCAAAUACAGGUCUUAUUUAGGUACAUUAAAAAAAAUGAUUAUUGAGACGACAAUAUUAUUCUAUAAUAUACUUAGAUUAUUUAUAAAACAUAAAAUAAAUACUCAAAAAAAUGUGAAUUAUAUAAUAAUUAAUGCUUGCCCAUGAAACUAGUUAAGAUAAUAAAAACAACACUAUGUAUAUGACACGAAGUAGGUAAUAUUACCAAAUAAAAAUAUUAUAUAAA